UUUUGCUUUGUGAAAUGCUCAAUUCACCUUAUGUUCUGUUGAUUUGGAUGUUGUACAUCAUCAGCAGCCUGAUGGCGUGGAUUCAGUGCAGACCAACUACGACCAAAACUAGCAACAGCAGUGAUGUGUCAUCGUUGGGUCCCAAAUCCAAAUUCUACCAUGCGAAUCGUCCAUUUUGGAACAUAGGUCAUAUGGUGAACAGUAUCAAUGAAGUGGAUGAUAAUCUGAAUCGUGGUGCGAACGCUAUCGAGACUGAUGUUUAUUUUGCACCAAACGCAACACCCGUUUAUACAUUUCACGGUUAUCCUUGUGAUUGUUUUCGUCGUUGUGGUGAACGGGAGCGAAUGGAUGUUUUCUUGAAACGAAUUCGUUCAUUAACAACACCGUCCAGUUCAAUGUUUGACAAACGAUUAUUGCUGAUCGUAUUGGAUUUGAAACUGAUGCGAAUUAGUCAUUCAGCAAAGGCAUUAGCCGGACAACAACUAGCUUCGGUUAUGUUGGAGCAUCUUUACAACACCAGCACACGUGAUGGAUCGCCAAAUGGAUCCCGAUUACGUGCCGUCAUAUCGAUCGGGCAUGUAUUUGAUUAUGAUUUUGUUCUGGGAUUCCAUAAUGAAAUGGAAUCCCAAGGACGUGAUUGGCUUCUCACCCAGUACAUCGGAUGGGAUGUUGGCAUGAAUGAUCCCUUGUUUGCCAUCGAAUCGAUGUGGAAACGAUUGGAUAUGGUUGUCAACAUUUGGCAAGGGGAUGGCCGAUCCAAUUGCAUGACACCAUUCUACAACCUGGGCCGCCUCACACAGAUUGUCAAACGACGUGAUAAUCCUUCCUUUUUCGCUAUCCGAAAUUAUAUCCGCAAAGUUUAUCAAUGGACCGUAGAUCUUACCGUUAACAUUCGUACGGCGUUCAGAUCGGACGUGGAUGCCAUUAUAACUAAUCAUCCGGAACGUGUUUAUAACGUAAUGCGCGAACGUGAAUUUGCCCCUCGUUAUCGAAUGGCCACCUAUGAUGAUUCGCCUUGGGAACGCAUAUGGACACGUCCAUCACGGCCACAAACAUCAUCAAUGUUGACCAAACCAACGCUGGGAUUAAAAUUGAUGAAUGGCGCCGGUGAUAUGCUGGAUUCGAUGACUCGCUUUAUGGCCGAUGCUCUUAAAUCACAAACUCUAUUACGAUAUCUAUUUCUUUCCCAAUAUCGACAACGAUCAUCAUCAUCAACCGACAACUUCUAUGACAGUUUGCGAAAAGAUCAUCCAACGACGAUAAAUGAUGAUUCAAUCACCACUACCGAACUUGUUAUCGUGCGAAUCAUUCAAUUGCUGAUGAAAUUAAUCAGUUUGAAAUAAUCAUCCAUUCAACCAUUAGAUGUGCCGGUUUGGUUUUCGGAAAAAGUCAUACAAUUCAAAUAAGCAAACCAAACCACCAUAAAGUAAACAUCAUUCAUUCAUUGCUUUAUUGUCAUUGAAAG
Messenger RNA from Dermatophagoides pteronyssinus (European house dust mite), 1465 nucleotides. RefSeq names its product dermonecrotic toxin StSicTox-betaIB1i-like. NCBI's taxonomy places the organism in Eukaryota, Metazoa, Arthropoda, Arachnida, Sarcoptiformes, Pyroglyphidae. Gene Ontology annotation, molecular function: phosphoric diester hydrolase activity. Gene Ontology annotation, biological process: lipid metabolic process. The record is from RefSeq and is a predicted model, not a curated record.